AUGUGGGCAGCUACGCUUGAGAAUCACCGUUCAGACCGAUGGAGCAUGCCAUCGUCCCUUUUGAAGAUUUUUAUGGUUACCCUGUGGUGGAAGUCCACCAGAGAAUUGGUUUCGGAUAGCGGGGAUGGACGCGA
Messenger RNA from Acaulospora colombiana, 134 nucleotides. NCBI's taxonomy places the organism in Eukaryota, Fungi, Glomeromycota, Glomeromycetes, Diversisporales, Acaulosporaceae. The record is from the annotation of a GenBank genome assembly.